AUGGCCGCCGCAACUACUCAUGGCGGAUUAUUAUAUUACGUCGUACCUGUACCUAAAGAUGGAGAAAUCGACGGUACCGACAGCGGUUGGGAUAAUCCGUUCCGACCGGACGGAGACUUGAGCCGGGAAGCCGACGAAAUAGUAGGUUUAAUAAAAGAAGGAAAACCGAUAACUCCGACGUCGGUAAAUGGAAACGUUAAAACCAUAGAAGAUGAAUUGGAUGCCGUGGCCGUCAUGGCCGUGCAAUCGAAACCACAACAACAAAAGUCGUCGUCGUCGUCGUCGUCACCGCCGCCUCACGGCGGCACGACCGUAACGACUCCGACAAAAAAAGAAGGAACCAACGGUACGGCCAAACAUGAUAAAGCCGGAGUUGUCGACGUGCAAAGAACGAUCGUGUCGCCGUCUGCCGGUGGAGAAGUCGAACCCGUUGUGAUCAAGAAGAAACCCAAGUGCAAGUGUUGUGUCAUACAAUAG
Messenger RNA from Pediculus humanus corporis (human body louse), 477 nucleotides. RefSeq lists its product as uncharacterized. The transcript is spliced from 2 exons. NCBI's taxonomy places the organism in Eukaryota, Metazoa, Arthropoda, Insecta, Psocodea, Pediculidae. The coding region runs from base 1 to 477 and encodes 158 amino acids. The record is from RefSeq and is a predicted model, not a curated record.